AUGAAAUUUCAACUGGAGGGCUUCCUGACCUCUGAUCAUCAGUUUGUUCACAUGUUCAAUACAUUUUUAAGUCUACCGUGUUUCCCACAGGCGUUGCUAUACAAUGAGGAGACGCAUCAGUUUGAGAUGCCCAGCAACGCAGCAGAGUUGACCAACAAAAUCAGAUCAGCUCGAGAACAAAGCAAAUCACAGCUCCUUUAUAAGGAUGUCAGAGGACUGGCCAAAACCGCUUUAGUGGACAACCAUUACACUGUCUCUUGUCUGGACCGAGAACAGGGGAUUCAGUGGAUUCUAAAAGAAAGAUUGGCGUUUUUUCUUCAAAGUAGUUGCUACCAUGAGUACAGACUAUCCAAGUUGUUGUUUCAGCGGGCACCAAAUAUAAAUGGCCACAAGAGAAGAUGCGGCUCUCGCAACCAACCAGGCAUGGAUGACUUCAAGGAGUUUUUGCAUGGCACAUCAGGAGGCAGGUUGUUAAAUCUCUGGCGGGACAUAGAGAGACUGAAAAGUAUAAACAGUCAGCGGAUGAACAGCUUUUUGGCUUUAAUGAGGAGCCGCUACCUGCUGAGCAGCAGUCAGAACAGUCUAAACAUGGAGCUGCUCUGCAGGUUGGGGCUGACUACCUCCCCCUGCUGGACAAAAGAGAGACUGUGCUCAAUACAACCCAACCUCACGGAGUCAAUCAUCUCGUACUGGGUUCCUCGUUACUGGACAUCCCAGCAUGUCCAAGGAGACCUUGAUUGUUCUGACAUGAAGCUGUGUGUUGGACCUCAUUCAGCCUCAGUGACCCCUUGUUCCCUUUGCCCUGAACCCUGGCUGGCCGAAUCAUUUUAUAACAACCAUCCACAGUUUUGCCCAAGCAGAAGUCAAUCAUUAGGCUGCACAAGACUGGCAAAGAUUUUGGAAGCGCUAUUUGUCGACCCAGAUGCUGGCUGGUACUUCACUCACUUCUGUGAGCAAUCAAGAAACCAGUUGUGGGAGAAUGCAGUUUAUUUUUGGCAUGACCUCCAGCAUUAUCAUGAGCUCUUCUACCAGGACGGACUGGAUCCCUACAGAGUGCAGAGAGUGGCUCAGGUCCUCUACUCCACAUACCUCCGCAGCUCUGCCAGCAGGAGCAUUGGCAUCAAGGAGGAGAUCAGGAAGGAGGUGCAAGACCAGCUGAUGCCUGCUUUUGAGGAGCUCUUUGAUCAAGUUGAGGACCACAUCUUGAACAUCCUACUGGAUGCUUGGGCAGUGCUUGUCGACCGGGAGAAAAAGUCGUUCCUGCAGGUACGUGUGUAUGAGGAGGUGCGCUGUGUCAACACUUGGCAAUACAGGGAAUUGCGGAGUUUGUGCGCAAAAUCCAAACAAAAAAUCAAUCAGGGUGUGACAUCUCCAUCUAAUACUUCAUCCGGUAUCUUCUCUGAGGGCACCCGGGUCCUUGACUCUUGGUCCAAUGUGCCUCCACAGUACCAAGGUUACCGCUUAGGCUCCUUACUUUGCCAAAACCAUGAGAUCUGGCAUUUGAUGUCUUUCCUCCAGAAUAAAGACGCCAGCAUCCACCUGGAAUGCUGGCUGGACCUGGAGCAGUACAGGAGAACUCCUCAGAGGAACAAGGCAGUGAGACAGGACCGAUCUUCUCGCAUUGCAAACAAAUAUCUCAACAGAACCUACUUCUUUAGCUCCCACAGUCCUGCCACAGAAGAGGAGCAGAAUAAUAUAUUGCACCUGGCAGGUGGGCUGGAGCUUCUGAAACUAGAGUGUCUCUCAAGGCAAGUUACUGUGGAGAUCCAGUACAUCAUCAGAUGUCACAUUGAGAAAACAUGGCUGCCUCUGUUUCUGGUCACAGCAGAGUUCACAGAACGACAGAAAUGCAAACUAAAGGACGGCUCUCAACGACAACCGACGAGAAAAGAAGGGUGGAAGAGAGUGAGUUCCUCCAAGGAGAGCCUUCUUUUUCGACAGCUUCUCCUCAACCCUGCCUCCUGCUUGCAGUUCCAACACUUUGUCUCUCUGAAGGGUGACUUCCUGGAGAAUGAUGUGCUGUUUUGGCUGGAGGUGCAGAGGUACAAGGACCUGUGUCAUUCUCACAGUGACGAGGCCACAAUUCAGCAAAAGAUAUCCACAAUAAUCAAGUGUUUCAUCAACUCAUCCACACCUCCAGCCCUGCAGAUAGACAUCCCUCUGGAACAGGCGCAGCACAUUAUGGAGAAACGCCAUAAACUGGGCCCUUACAUCUUCAGAGAGGCACAGAUGUCGGUGUUCAGUAAGUUGCUCAGGUUUUGGCCCAAGUUUCGGGAGCUUAGGAGCAGUGUGCAUGAAGGUCAGUUACUGAAAAUGCUUCAGGACGAAGGACUCAAAAACAAAGCCAAAUUACGAAGACAAAGGAGGAAGGAGGAGGAAGAGGAUGAGAGGAGAGCUCAGGAAGAUGUAAAACGGCUUGAUUCCGGUUCUAGUGAGGAUGAAGAAACGAAAAAUGAUGACGAGGGAGUAGAAAAGAGAAGAGGUGAAAAUACAGCAUUAAAGACACAGAGCGGCCUGAUGCCGUUUUCCACAGAACCAUUGUCAUGGUCCUACUCCAAAUACAUGGCAGCACUGAAGAGGGAGGAGGCGCUACUAAGGACACACAGUCAGAAAGAAGCAUCCUUCUCCUCAUACUCGGUGUCCUCCGACGGCAGUGUGAGGUCAACAGGAAGUAUAAACAGCCACCGGGAGACCUCACAACACUUCUCCAGGUCCCACGUGAAACAAUGUCAUUAAUGUGACAGGAAGUAAACAAAUAUCGCUACGGCUGGUAUUGGCUAGGACACCACACGGUGGAGUUUCCUCUGCAUUUUUUUGGGGC
This is a messenger RNA of Phyllopteryx taeniolatus (common seadragon), 2821 nucleotides long. RefSeq names its product regulator of G-protein signaling 22. The transcript has 22 exons. Gene Ontology annotation, molecular function: G-protein alpha-subunit binding. The coding region runs from base 1 to 2736 and encodes 911 amino acids. The record is from RefSeq and is a predicted model, not a curated record. Lineage: Eukaryota; Metazoa; Chordata; Actinopteri; Syngnathiformes; Syngnathidae. Gene Ontology annotation, biological process: regulation of signal transduction.